Molecule: messenger RNA, 564 nt
Organism: Leishmania major strain Friedlin
Lineage: Eukaryota; Euglenozoa; Kinetoplastea; Trypanosomatida; Trypanosomatidae
Exons: 1
Coding region: 1-564 (187 amino acids)
Source: RefSeq, a predicted model, not a curated record
AUGACUGUUGCGCCACCACACGCUAUUCGCCCCUUUCUCUCUCUCUCCUCUCCGGCCCAGCCACAAACGCACACACGCACAGGCGACGCCAUCUCCGGAUCCUUUCGAGACGCAGCCGUUUCCCUCGCUCUCAUGGGCACCUACCUCUCCCUCCGGGUGCGCAAGCGACCAAGAAAAGAUGGAUCGGACGAUGCAUCCUCUGCAGCCGGCUGCAGCGCCUCCGAUGCGGCGUCUCUUCCAGCCUCCUCUCUCUCACACGUGCUUCUGAGGUUGCGAUAUCGCUGCGCUUCCCCGAGCCGUAUCGGGUCGGAGGUGUGCCGUUCCGUUGCGGAAGACGAGGCGACGCGCCGCACGUACGGCUGUCACGCACACGUAUAUGAGACCGACACCGUGGACGGGAGCCACGGCGUGGCGCUGGCGUGGCGUGUCGACAAGUUCGCUUCGCCUCUGUCGGCGCUCUCCCUCCUCUCACUGUGUCGCGUGGCCAACAGCUGCCGCAAAAAGACGCUGGUGACGACGCCAAAAGGCGAGGCAGUAGUACUAGCCUACACUGCCUCCCUGUAG